This is a messenger RNA of Manis pentadactyla (Chinese pangolin), 5811 nucleotides long. RefSeq names its product FYVE, RhoGEF and PH domain containing 5 (gene FGD5). The record is from RefSeq and is a predicted model, not a curated record. NCBI's taxonomy places the organism in Eukaryota, Metazoa, Chordata, Mammalia, Pholidota, Manidae. Gene Ontology annotation, cellular component: cytoplasm. Bases 130 to 4656 code for a protein of 1508 amino acids. Gene Ontology annotation, molecular function: guanyl-nucleotide exchange factor activity; metal ion binding. The transcript is spliced from 21 exons.
GGGCGGGCGCCAGGGGGUGCGGGCCCCGCGGGGCGGCCAUGGAGUGAGGCGGCGCGCGGACUCGCGCUCGGACGGACCGACGGACGCACGGACCGACCCUCGGCGGCCCCGGGCUCCGCGCGCCGGAAGAUGAACAGGGCAGAUUCACCAAAACCACCAGUUGCUCCCAAGCCAAAGACUGCCAGUCCUCUCACGCCAGUGACGGCACCCAAAUUUCCUUCGUCACCCCGGCUCGAUAGUCUUCACAGUCCCAACUCCAUGUCUAGGGGGCCAAAACCCCCCAUCGCCCCUAAACCCAGGCUGGCCGCCCCCAACGAGUGGAGAGCCAGCAUCUACAUGAUCAACAGCUUGAACAAGUGCAGCAACGGGAAGUUGGUGUGUGUGGACAGAGGGCUUUAUGAAAAGCACCUGUCUAACCCGGAGUGCUCUGAAUCUGAGGGGGAUGAGGAUUACAUCGUCGUCCCUGGGGCUCCCCCAAAAGAGGAUGAACCCAGGGAUGGGGGCCCUGCAGAGAAUGCAGUCAUGAUGCCUCUGGAUGCCACUGGGGAAGAAGAGUGUCAGGAGGGAGGUGGGGAGUGUGACAUGGAGGGGGCAGGAGCCGCUGAGGAUGUGGCAGCCCCAGCUGACAUGGUGCUGAGUGGAGAGGGUGACGAAGCCGUCACUCCUGAGGACUGUGUCCCUGACCUGGGUGCAGAGGAGCAGAAGUUCACAGGUGAGGAAGAAGUGCAGCUGGUAGAAGGACACAACAUGGGCAGCCUGGCGGACAGGGGCCCCUGGGAUGGAGAGGCGGUGCUCCCGAGCAAUAUCAUCCUGACUCACAUUGAUCUAGAAGAUCCACCAGCUCCUGGUGAGGAGCCCGGGCCCCCCGGGACACCCCCGGGGGCAGAAGAGGGUCGUGAGGAAGGCUGUGCUCAUGCAGAGCCAGGGGCGCCAGACAAGCGCGUGGAUUCAGAUGGACCGGCUGAGGGGGAUGUUGAAGAUGCUAGUGAGGCCCCCCCAGAGAAUGAUGGAUUGGCUGUGGGUGAACCAGAGGCAGAGGCGGGCACCCACAGCCCUCAAAUCUCUGAGGAGUGUGAAGAUGCCACAGGCGGUGGCAACCACCGUGAUGAGGAUGAACCACCUGACCAAUGUGAGAAAACCAGCCAAGAAGGAAUGGCAGCCACCCCGGAGGCGGGAGGAGACCCCCGGGAAGGUGAAGACCCCGUGCAGGAGGAACCUGCCGAGGACAGCUGCCAGAUCGUUCCUUUCGAGAAUGAGUGUGUGGAUGACUUUGUGACUUCACUGUCAGCAAGUCCCUAUGAGUUCUUCCCAACUGAGAGCACCUCCUUCUGUAGCGAAAGCUACUCCCCCUUUCCGGAGCCAGCAAAAGGCCUAGAGUCUGAGCGGGAAGCACAGCCAGGAGAAUGUGUGGAGCAGGACCCCAGGGCUGGGGCGCUGCGUGGUCAGCAUGGCUCUCUGCAGGGUGGCGCCACAGAGGGCCCCUCUGUCCCUGACGUGGUGGUCGUGCCGGAGGGCGAGGAUGCUGCCGACGAUGCACUUUCCAGCCCCUAUGAGAUGGGAGUCGGCCCGCCGUAUGGGGCUGACCCUGGGGAGGAAGAGAAGCCCGGCACACAGGCUGCCCAGGAUGGUCACGUCACGAAGGAGGAGAUGACCUCGGAUGCUGAGGGUGAGCUGGCCACCAUCGACAGGAAGAACACGAUCCCUAGGGCCAGGCCGCACUCUGGGAAGAUGGCAGGCUAUGUCCCUGAAACUGUCCUGGAAGAAACCGGGCCAGAAGCUGGCUUGUCAGCCAUUAGCAUCGGAGGUGCCACCAAGGAAGCACGAAAGAUGGUUCUGUCGUUGGAGGGGAAGCCGCUGGAAGCCGGCAGGGCCUUGCCGGCCAAACCCAGAGCCUUCACAUUGUACCCUCGGUCAUUCUCCGUGGAAGGCCGAGAGAUUCCCGUCUCCCUGUCCCGGGAGCCAGAGGCAUCCAGCUUAGAGGACCACAGGAUCAAAAGGAGGGACGACAGCCUCUCACUGCCUGGUGUGAUCGGCUCCUCCGGGAGCUUCUCCCACCGGAACCACCUCCCAUCCAGUGGCACCUCCACACCGUCUUCCGUGGUUGACAUCCCUCCCCCUUUCGACCUGGCCUGCAUCACCAAAAAGCCCAUCACGAAGAGCUCCCCCUCCCUGCUGAUCGAGAGUGAGCCCCUGGACAAGUACACCAAGAAGAAGAAGUCGUCCUUUAAGCGCUUCCUGGCACUGACGUUCAAAAAGAAGACAGAGAGCAAAAUGCACGUGGAUGUCAACGUGUCCUCUUCCAGGUCCUCUUCAGAAUCCAGCUACCACGGGCCUUCCAGGCUUCUGGAAAUUGACCGGAGGAGCCUCAGCAACUCACCCCAGCUGCAGGCUCGGACUGGCAAGCUCCGGGCCUCCGAGUCGCCCUCCUCCCUCAUCUUCUACAGGGAUGGUAAGAGGAAAGGCGUCCCUUUCAGCAGGACGGUGUCCAGGGUGGAGUCCUUUGAAGACCGCUCCCGGCCCCCCUUUCUGCCCUUGCCCCUGACCAAGCCACGGUCCAUCUCAUUCCCCAAUGCCGACACUUCGGACUAUGAGAACAUUCCAGCCAUGAACUCGGACUAUGAGAAUAUCCAGAUUCCACCCCGGAGGCCUGCAAGGGCCGGGACGUUUACAAAGCUGUUUGAAGAUCAGAGCAGAGCCCUGUCCACGGCCAAUGAAAAUGAUGGCUACGUGGACAUGAGCAGCUUCAAUGCUUUCGAGAGCAAACAGCAGAGCGUAGACCAGGAUGCAGAAAGCGCCUACACAGAGCCCUACAAGGUCUGUCCCAUCUCAGCAGCGGCCCCCAAAGAGGACCUCUCGUCGGAUGAAGAGCAGGGAAGCUCGGAGGAGGAGGACAGUGCUCCAAGAGACCCCAGCCUCACCCCUAAGGGGGAAGGACAGUCCAGAGCCCAUGUCAUCGCCCAGGAACUGCUGUCUUCGGAGAAAGUAUACGUGGAGAUGCUCCAGCACUUACAUUUGGAUUUCCAUGGAGCUGUCAUGAGUGCCUUGGAUGAAAUAGACCAAGAGGGCAAGGACACGUUGGCCAGGGAGGAGCUGAGACGCGGCCUGAACGAACUCCCAGCCAUCCACGACCUUCACCAGGGGAUCCUGGAGGAGCUGGGGGAGAGGCUGUCGCACUGGGAGGGCCAGCAGAAGGUAGCCGAUGUCUUCCUGGCCCGGGAGCAGGGGUUUGACCACCACGCUGCUCACAUCCUGCAGUUCGACAGGUAUCUGAGUCUGCUCGGUGAGAACUGCCUCCGCUCUCCCCGGCUGGCGGCUGCCGUCCAUGAGUUUGAGCAGAGUCAGCAAGGAGGCGGCCAGAGCAUGAGGCACCGGCUGCUGCGGGUGGUUCAGCGCCUCUUCCAGUACCAAGUGCUCCUCACAGACUACUUAAAUAACCUCUGCCCGGACUCAGCAGAGUACGAUAACACACAGGGUGCGCUGACCCUCAUCUCCAAAGUCACAGACCAUGCCAAUGACAGCAUGGAGCAAGGGGAAAACCUGCAGAAGCUGGUGCACAUUGAGCACAGCGUUCGGGGCCAAGGGGAUCUCCUCCAGCCAGGAAGGGAGUUUCUGAAGGAAGGAACACUGAUGAAGGUAACAGGGAAAAACAGACGCCCCCGGCACCUGUUUUUGAUGAGCGAUGUGCUCCUGUACACGUAUCCCCAGAAGGACGGGAAGUAUCGGCUGAAGAACACAUUGGCGGUGGCCAGCAUGAAGGUCAGCCGCCCUGUGAUGGAGCAGGUGCCCUACGCUCUAAAGAUGGAGACUCCUGAGUCCUGCCUGACUCUGUCUGCGAGCUCCUGUGCCGAGCGGGACGACUGGCAUGGCUGUCUGAGCAGAGCCCUCCCCGAGGACUACAAGGCCCAGGCUCUGGCUGCCUUCCACCACAGCGUGGAGAUUCGGGAGAGGCUGGGGGUCAGCCUUGGGGAGAGGCCCCCCACCCUGGUGCCCGUCACACAUGUCAUGAUGUGCAUGAACUGUGGCUGCGACUUCUCCCUCACCCUGCGGCGUCACCACUGCCACGCCUGUGGCAAGAUCGUGUGCCGCAACUGCUCGAGAAACAAGUACCCUCUGAAGUACCUCAGGGACCGGAUGGCCAAGGUCUGCGACGGCUGCUAUGGGGAGCUGAAGAAGAGGGGCGGGGACGGCCCAGGCCUGCGGAGAGAGCGGCCCGUGAGCAUGAGCUUCCCCUUGGCCUCUCCCCGCUUCUCAAGCAGUGCCUUCUCGUCCGUCUUCCAUAGCAUCAACCCCUCCACCUUCAAGAAGCAGAAGAAAGUCCCUUCAGCCCUGACGGAGGUGGCCGCCUCCGGGGAGGGCUCUGCCAUUAGUGGCUAUCUCAGCCGGUGUAAGAAAGGCAAGAGACACUGGAAGAAGCUCUGGUUUGUCAUCAAAGGCAAAGUGCUCUACACCUACAUGGCCAGUGAGGACACAGUGGCCAUGGAGAGUAUGCCCCUGCUGGGGUUCACCAUUGCCCCUGAAAAGGAAGAAGGCAGCAGUGAAGUAGGACCUAUUUUUCACCUUUAUCACAAGAAAACCCUAUUUUAUAGCUUCAAAGCUGAGGAUACCAAUUCAGCUCAGAGGUGGAUUGAGGCCAUGGAAGACGCAAGUGUGUUAUAGCAGUUAUCAAGCAUGGGGACUCAGAAUAUACUCUUAGGUUGAUACAUGGACCCUUCCAGAAGCCAAUCUGUGUCUCCACACAUCAGGACACACACCUGGAUUCAGCACGGGGCCUGACCUUUCUGCUGUAACCACCCCACACACCUUCACCAGGGGAACCUUUAAGGGAUAUUUAUGAACAGCUCCUUCUUGUCUUCAUGUUUUCCACCCCACCCGGCUCCACCCCAGCAUAAACUAUUUCCUACCCAACAGUGAGUUAAAAUUUAGCAACAUGAAGACAUGGAAACCAAUAGGAAAAUACCUUUAAGAAAUGUAGGCUUUUUAGUAGAAACAGGCUUUUACAAGUUUUACUCCUGGUAAAUAAACAUUAUCACCUAUCAUAUGGUUGAUAUUAGUGCCUCAGGUGAAACGAGAACCAACGGUAAAUAACAGCUACUCUCAUUGAAAGCACUUUAUUGUUUUACUGAGCUGCAACCUCCAAUUUUAUGUUCUCCAAGUGAUUUACUUAAGUCAAUAGAUGGAGUCCUGUAGACUAAUGUGCCAGCAGUACUCAGCGAGAUGUCUGAGGCCCGCCGCAAGCCGGCAACACGGAACGGGCUCUCCCUACUGCCGGGGGCGCCCGCGCUGCACAGGAAGGCGAGGAGCCCCUCUCCCCUGAUCCUGCGACCUGGAGACUGACGGGACUUACUACAGGAUGAUCCCUCCUUCCCAAAGGAGUCCUCACAUGCCCCCAGUGCCGGGAACACGGCCGCUGGCAGAUCCAACCCCACCCACGGGGUCAUGGCAAAGCCUCUGGGGAGACGGGAUCUGCUUAUUGUGUGCCUUCCCGUGUUUACCGCACACGAGCCGACGCUGUUCCGUGUACGAGAACCUGCACUUGUUACGGUAAUCCUUUGGCCAUUUUACUGAAGGCUUGAAAGAGAUGAAAAGAGAGAAAAGACACCAUCAGAAGGUGAAUUCGUGGUCUUGGCCAUGGCUCUGGAUACGGUGAGGCGGAGGAGAAGUAGUGGCUUGUAGAUACUCACUGGACGCGUGGGGCCCAGCCACCUCCCGCCGAAGACUGCUGCUCAUUAUACUGAACGUGUUUUCACAUAAAGCAGAGUUGGGGGGCAGGGGGAAUUCCUUGUUACUCUCAUCGAAAUAAAAAACAUUCAU